Megalops cyprinoides (Indo-Pacific tarpon) is the source of this 1403-nucleotide messenger RNA. Its product is annotated as zinc-binding protein A33-like. NCBI's taxonomy places the organism in Eukaryota, Metazoa, Chordata, Actinopteri, Elopiformes, Megalopidae. Bases 1 to 1386 code for a protein of 461 amino acids. The record is from RefSeq and is a predicted model, not a curated record. Gene Ontology annotation, molecular function: ubiquitin-protein transferase activity; zinc ion binding; protein binding. Gene Ontology annotation, biological process: protein ubiquitination. The transcript is spliced from 5 exons.
AUGGCGUCCAGGCUUUCCCUCCUGGAAGAGGAGCUCUCCUGUCCUGUGUGCUCUGACAUCUUCAGGGAUCCUGUUGUUCUGAAGUGUAGCCACAGCUUCUGUAAAUCCUGUCUGCAGCAGUACUGGAAGCAGAAGGGAUCUCGGGAAUGCCCAGUUUGCAGGAGAAGGUCCUCCAUGGAGAAUCCUCUACCUAACCUGGCUCUGAGGAACACCUGUGAGGCGUUCUUAAAGGAGAGAAGUCUCUACAAGCUCUGCAGUGCACAUAAUGAGAAAAUCAAGCUCUUCUGUUUGGAGGAAGAAGAACCUAUUUGUGUUGACUGUUUAAAGACAACACACAGAAAUCACAACUUUUCUCCCAUAGAGGAGGCUGCACUAGGACGUAAGGAGAAACUCAGGACUGCACUGACUCCACUGCAGGAGAAGCUGGAAGCCUUUAAUAAAGUGAAACUGAUCUGUGAUCAAACACUGGAGCACAUCAAGAGCCAAAGUCAGCACACAGAGAGGCAGAUAAAGAUGGAGUUUGAGAAACUUCAGCAGUUCCUGAAAGAUGAGGAGGCAGCCAGGAUAGCAGCACUGAGGGAGGAAGAGGAGCAGAAGAGUCAGAGGAUGAAGGAGAAGAUUGAGAAGAUGAUGCAGGAGAUAUCAUCCCUUUCAGAGCAAAUCAGAGCCAUAGAGCAGGAGCUGGGAGCUGAAGAUGUUUCAUUCUUGCAGCCCACAGCACAAGUGACUCCUGAAUAUUAUUGCAGAGCCCAGUGCACACUGCAGGAUCCAGAACAGGUUUCAGGAGCGCUGAUUGAUGUGGCCAAGCACCUGGGCAAUCUGAAGUACAGAGUGUGGGAGAAGAUGCUGGGGACUGUUCAAUACACUCCUGUGAUUCUGGAUCCAAACACAGCACAUCCCAAACUCUCACUGUCUGAGAAUCUGACCAGGGUGACAUAUUGCAAUAAGAGGCAGCCGCUUCCCGAGAACCCAGAGAGGUUUGAUUGCCGGAGUGGCGUGCUGGGCUCUGAGGGAUUCAGCUCAGGGAAACACUGCUGGGAUGUUGAAGUUCUGGAUAUACAUUUCUGGGUCUUGGGAGUGGUCAAAGAGUCCAUCAACAGGAAAGGAAAUAUCAGUCUGAAUCCAGGGAUAGGAGCAUGGUGCAUAGGUCAUUGGAACGGGACAUACACAGCCUUGACCUCCCUACCUACACCCCUCACUGUGAAGAGGAAACCCCAGAGGAUCAGAGUGCAGCUGGACUGGGACAGGGGGGAGGUGUCAUUCUCUGACCCCAGGGACAACACUCCUCUCUACACUUUCACACACUCAUUCACUGAGAGGCUGUUUCCAUUCUUUGGUUAUGAUGUGCACAUCUGUCCACUUAAGGUGUCUGUAACUGUGACAUAACAGGUUCUAUCAAUAAA